Molecule: messenger RNA, 1530 nt
Organism: Ornithodoros turicata
Lineage: Eukaryota; Metazoa; Arthropoda; Arachnida; Ixodida; Argasidae
Exons: 1
Coding region: 1-1530 (509 amino acids)
Biological process (GO): DNA integration
Molecular function (GO): nucleic acid binding
Source: RefSeq, a predicted model, not a curated record
AUGCUUGCGAUUGUACAUGGCUGCAAGAAAUUUCACCACUACAUAUUCGGACAACACACAGUCGUGGUAGAAACUGAUCAUAAGCCGCUGCAGGCCAUCUUCGCAAAAUCUCUGCAUGAGUGUCCUCAACGCCUACAGCGCAUGAGACUUUGUUUGCAAGCCUACUCAUUGGACGUAAGGUACAGACCUGGCAAAGAACAGCUUCUGCCAGACGGCCUGUCAAGAUUUCCAACAACAGAAGUCAUGGACGAAACGGACGAGAUGCUUCAAGUAAACACCCUACAGGAACUUCCCAUUGCAGAAAGGAGACUGCAACUCAUAAGGGAAGCUACAAAACAGAUGAACAGCUGCAGCUUCUUUCCAAGUACGCAGACUCUGGUUGGCCUGUACAUCGAGGGCAGGUUCCCAGCCUGGCAGUGGAAUUUUGGCCUCACAGAGAAGAUAUCCACAUGGAAGAUAGGCAUUGUUCUGCGCUCGGACAGGGUCGUCAUUCCGUUUUCGAUGAGGAAGUCUGUUCUCAAGCACCUGCACGCCGCGCACGUCGGUAAGGAAAAGAUGAAAAGAAGAGCAAGAUGCACCGUGUUUUGGCCAAAGUUGAACGAUGCCAUCGACAAGGUCUGCGACAACUGCGCCGAGUGUCAAGCAAACAAGCCGAGGAACAAGAAAAUGCCAAUGUUGUCUCAUGAGAUCCCGAGGUUGCCAUGGGAGCGUGUUGGGCUGGACCUGUUCGCACACGGCCACAAGAUGUACAUAGUCAUGGUUGAUUUUUAUUCAUUCUACUUCGAGGUUCAGGAACUACAAACUACAAACGCCCGCCAAAUCAACAACUUCUGCAUGAAAGUAUUCGCCACCCAUGGGCUGCCGGUAACUUUGGUGAGCGACAAUGGUCCUCCGUUCAGCAGCUAUGAGUUCAAGCAGUUCUUGGAACACCUCCAGAUUCGUCAUAUUACAGCUAGCCCCUACCAUCCGAGAAGUAACGGCAUGGCGGAGCGUGCCGUGCAAGAGGCCAAGAAGCUUCUUCGUAGGACAUCGAGGGCUGAGGAGUUUUAUUACGCACUCUUGGAGUGGCGUAACAGUCCACGCGACAGUGUCUUGAAGUCUCCGGCACAACGGCUGAUGAGUCGCCAAACCCGAACCUUGGUACCCUGCGCUACGGAGCACUACAAGCCUGUUGUGGUUCCACCGGACACCGUGAGAGAAAGACUCAGCGAGAUACGUCAACAGCAAAAGAAAUUCUACGACCGAGGAACACGGCCGCUCCCUGAAGUGGAAAAGGGGUCUAGAGUGACCAUCUACGACACGAAUAAGAAAACGUGGUCUCCAGCCAUCGUCGUAGGACAUGCAACCAGCCCAAGAUCAUAUGACGUUUCCACCCAAGAUGGAGUUACCAGGACGAGGACCAGGGAGCAUCUCAGAAUGCAAGCACCCAUGGAUCAUGUGGAGGCGGAAGACUCAUCGGCUGGAGAAGUGCCAGCACCCCCACGCAGAAGCACAAGGGCGAAGAAACAACCGAAACGCUACCCGGACUGA